Molecule: messenger RNA, 1320 nt
Organism: Trichophyton benhamiae CBS 112371
Lineage: Eukaryota; Fungi; Ascomycota; Eurotiomycetes; Onygenales; Arthrodermataceae
Exons: 1
Coding region: 1-1320 (439 amino acids)
Biological process (GO): molybdate ion transport
Molecular function (GO): molybdate ion transmembrane transporter activity
Source: RefSeq, a predicted model, not a curated record
AUGCGCAUCCGGCACUUUGCAAGCCAGAACUGGCAGACGUUCCGGGAACGUCCGCUUGCAGAGAUCUCCGGAGCGGUUGGGGAUCUCGGAACCUUUCUGCCUAUCCUAAUCGCGUUGACAAUAAACGACUCAAUCUCACUACCGAGUACAUUAGUAUUUUCAGGAAUAUGGAAUAUUCUUACGGGCCUAUUUUUUGGUAUUCCGCUGCCCGUCCAGCCGAUGAAGGCCAUCGCAGCUGUGGCGAUCGCGGGGAAAUACACUGCCGGCCAGGUUGCUGCAGCUGGACUGUUCGUGGCUAUCUGCAUCUUACUCUUUAGUGUGACGGGAGCUCUGCGCUGGUUUUCUGGGGUAGUGCCUAUCCCAGUUGUUAAGGGGAUACAAGUUGGAGCUGGCUUAUCGCUCGUUGUAUCCGCCGGUGUUACGCUGAAGGGCUCGCUGUCGUGGAUUCAACCAUCAUGGGCGGACAAUUAUAUCUGGAUGAUUGCUGCCUUUGUUGGCCUGGUAAUAACUAAUGUCUACCGGCGCAUUCCCUAUGGACUAACUGUGUUUAUUCUGGGGCUGGUAUUUGCCAUUAUACGACUAGCUGUGUCGGAAGGUGGUAUCCUACCUGGUUUCCGUUUCUGGAGGCCGUGGCUUACUGUACCGAGCCUACUGGAUUGGAAUACUGGUAUCCUUGACGCUGGAGUUGGUCAAGUACCGCUUACAACACUAAACUCUGUCAUUGCUGUGGUGCAUCUUGCAGCCGACCUGCUACCAGACAUUCAGACUCCGACGGUCACAGAGAUUGGACUAAGCGUAGCUGCCAUGAACCUAAUUGGCAUCUGGUUUGGCUCCAUGCCAGUAUGUCAUGGAUCUGGUGGUCUUGCAGCCCAAUAUCGAUUUGGAGCUCGAUCUGGGGCCAGUGUCAUUUUUCUAGGGUUUGUCAAGGUAGUGGUCGGUUUGCUGUUUGGCAACACCAUUGUCGACCUACUGGCGAAAUUUCCCGUAGCACUUUUGAGUGUGAUGGUGAUUGCAGCAGGGCUUGAGCUAGCCAGUGUGGGCGAGUCGCUGAACACGUCUUCAGCCUGGGACCUGCGCUCGCAAGAAGACAGAGGCAUUCUGACUGGACCUAUCUCUGGAGCCUCCCUAGAUACUGAUGAACGGAAGAAGAGAUGGACCGUGAUGAUUGUUACCAUCGGAGUGCUGGUCGCGUUUAAAAAUGAUGGGCUGGGCUUUGUAGCCGGUAUGCUAUGUCACUGGACUUAUGGUAUCCCAGCUCUCGUCGACCGGCUGCAGUCUAGAUUUUCCCGUGGAAGAGUCAGACUGCCAACCGACAGCUGA